Insectozyma verbasci is the source of this 6210-nucleotide messenger RNA. The record is from the annotation of a GenBank genome assembly. Lineage: Eukaryota; Fungi; Ascomycota; Pichiomycetes; Serinales; Debaryomycetaceae.
AUGGAAUUCGAUUCUUUACUACAUAAGUUUAAUAACUAUGAAAUAUUUAACUAUUUAACAAAUCUAAGUGGUUUAUUAUCGAAUGAUAUACAAGAAUCAGAUUACCAUAUCUACUUUUCACAAUUGUAUCAAAUAAUGGAAAAAUUUCAUCAACAAUUAGAUCAAAUUCAAUCAAAGAAAAAGAAGGAUGAAAUAAAACCAGAAAUUGAUAUAUCAUCAAAUUUAUUCAAAUUAUUAUCAAGAAAUCUCAUACUUGUGUUACAAAAAUUACCAUCAAAGGUCAAUGAUUUAACAAAUCAAUUAUUAAAUAGCCUUACGCUAAUAAAUGAUGAAUUAUCGAAAAAAUGUCAAAUAUCAAUAAUGUUAUUAAUUGAUUUGUUUGAAAACUUUCCAAGUUAUUUAGGUUCUUUAAUAAACUAUGCAAUUUCACAAAUUUAUAAGAUUAUCAAGAAAUAUCCAAAUAUCGACAGUUCAUUGAUAUAUUUAUUAAAUUCAGUUACUAAAAAUGCUACAAAAUCAGAUAUAGAUGACAAAACACAAACUAAAUUAUUGAAAAUUGUCACUAAAUCUUUAUUUGAUACAGUUUCAUUCACUCAAGAUUGUUCAUCAACUGUUUUGGUCAAGAAAAAUUAUAUAUUGUGUUAUAGAAACUUAUUAUUAUUAGCAGUUUCAACAAAUUAUGAGGUUCUAUUAGCUGGUUCUACAUCUUCAAGCUCCGCUGGUGCUAAAAUGAAACCAGAAGCUAUAAUGACUCAACAACAUCAAUUUCAAGUUAACUUAUUACAAUCAAAUGAGAAGUAUUUUAACUAUUGUUUAUCAAAUUAUUCGAAAGAAGUAAGAAUUGCCAUGGUUGAAUUAUUAGCUUAUUUAUUAUUAAAUUUCGUACCUACUGGUAAGUAUAAUCCAAUAGAGUACCUUAUUGCAUUAUUUCCAUUACAAAAUUUAAAUAUUUAUGACUCCACAUUAACAACAAGAGAUGAGACUACUGAAAUUAGAAAAGAAACGAAUACCAUACUGAAUCAUGAUAGUGACGCUAUUAUUGAAUCUAAUGUUGAAUUAAGUUUAUUCCAAUCAAGUGUAGUUGAAACUUUUAUAUUUUACAUUCAAUUGGAGCAAUUUCAAAACCAUGAUUACCUUUCAAAUAAUCUAAUAAAUAUACUUGAUUUAAUUUUGAAAAAGUUUGAUGAUUUGAAUAAUGCACAACACGUACAAAAUCAACAAUGGAAUUUGAUAUUACAAAGAUGGAGUAUCGUUAUUGAAUAUAUGAUACAAGAAACUGGUUCAACUGGUCAUGAAGUUUUAUGUGAUUAUCUUUACAACAAAUUCUCCCAACAAACUGCAAGUAAAGAAUCAAAAGAAAGGAAAAGGGAAUCUAAAUUAUUCUUCAAACCUAAAACUAAGCAAAAGGAUUUAAAUAAUGCAUCAAUAACUCCAUAUACUAAUUCAUAUCAAACUUACUUAUUAUUAUACAUUGUAAAUAUGUUGUUACCUUAUGGAGUUAAUUUUGCUGAGAAGGAAAAAGAAAGUCUGUUUAUCAAGGAUACUUUACUAAAUUUAAUAGUCAAUAAUAAUUCAUACAUCAGAAAUUAUGCUUUACAAUCAUUACUAGGUUAUGCAGAAACCAAUCAAGCUGAAAUAAACCAGUUGAUUCUACAAAUAUUCAAAUUGGUUGAUCAAGAGUAUAAACAUUCUGAUAAAGAAUCAAGUAAAGGUGAAGAAAAUAUUUGCCCUAUUUCCUUGGUUAGAUUAACAAGUUAUUCAUUAGGAUUAUCUGCAUUAAUUAAACAAACAGAUCCUGCAUUAUUACAAAAUUCUGCAAUUGUAAAAAUCCUAAGUUUCUGUACUCAAAAUUUAAAACAUAAUACUACAUCAAAUGUUAAAAAUACAAGUUGUUGGAUAAUUUUAUCAUCAUUAGUCUCAUUAUACAAUUUUUCAGAAUAUGUUAAAUUAAAUUCUUCACAAUUUUUAGUAUUUUGGAAAAGUUUAUUAACUUCUCAAUUCAUCAGUGGAAGUACAAUUGAAUCACAAACAAAUGAAAUAAUGGCAAAUUUAAAAUUAAGAAGUUUGAGUGUAUUAUGUUUAUUAAAUUAUUUAAAUUCAGUCGAUUCAACACCUGAAUCAUUAAAACAAAUUCAAUUUUUAUUAACUAAAUCAUAUAAUUAUUUAUCAUAUUUAGAAAGUAAUAUUGAUUCAGUUGGUGCAAUUACAACUUUUAGUAAUAUAAAUUUUAAUGAAUCUAAUUAUAAUCCAAAUAUAUUGAAUAAUAUUUUAUAUACUAAUUAUUCAUAUAAUCAAAAGAUUUCUCAAGAGAAAAUGAUGAUAAAUUUGAUAGUAUAUAAUAAAAAAAUUAUAUUGCAAGGUUUUACUAAAUUGACUACAAUUUUUAAAGGUGAUAUAAAUUCAAAUACGAUUAUAUUUUUAAUUAGAAUUUUCAGUGAUGUUAAAUUAUUUUCUAGAGUUCCACCAAAUGAGAAUGAAAAAGUUUCAAAAAGGAAGGGUUUAGGCAAGGUUGCAGAUUAUACUGAUGAAGAUGCUAUAUUGCUUAACGAAGAUUAUAAUUAUUCAUUUGGAGUUACAAGCAAACUUAAAUUCAAUUCUAAGAUUGAUGAAUUAUUGAUUAAAUUUCCAUUUGAACAAUCUCAUCAAUCUACUAAUUGGUUAAGAAAAACAUUUACAAAAAAAGUCAAAGAAUUGCCCAACACAAGUAUUGAAGGAAAUUCUGAACCAAAACUUGGUUCUUGGUUUGACAAUUUUGAAGAUAUUUCAUUUGCAUCAGUUGAUAAUUCGAUAAAUUAUGAUCCUAAUAUUUUAUUGACUCAAGAUUAUUCAUCCCAGGAAAAGUAUUCAACUAAUUUAGUUAUUUCCUUAGUUGAUUUAUCCAUUGAAUUAUUUCAAUUGGUGUUCCCUCAAUUAAGUACCAAGAUUCAAUUUUCAUUACUUGAACAAAUUAGAAAUUCAUUAUCUGGAAAUCAAGUUGAUAAUUUAAGAUUAAAAGCUGUUAAAUUAAAUGUAUCGGUUGCAUUACAUGGUCUAUUAUCAAAUAUAAUAAAAAAGAAAUUGACAUUGGAAAAUGAAAUUACAUUGGUUAUUAUCGAUGUUAUCAAAAAAAUUGAUACAAAAAACUCUCAAUUAAUCAAAAUCAAUUCAUCUUCAAUUGGAUUAGCAGUUACUUUAUUAAAAAUAGAUGAUGUAUCUGGACAGAUAGCUAGUUUUGUUAAUGAGAUAGUCGCUGAGUUUGAUCCUUAUAAAAGAAGCUUUGCAAUAUUAGUACUUUCUGAAAUUUAUGCAACUACAAAAAUUGGAUUUAAUGAUGUUUAUAAUAUACUUGUUCAAUUGCUAUGUGAUCCAAAUCCAAUCAUCUAUCAUUAUUCAUUACUUUCAUUAAUAGAAAUAUUUGAAGUGAAUUUAGACAAAUUAUCAUUAAUACCAAAUGUUUUAGAUAAAUUAUAUUCAAAUUAUCUAGAUGAUAAUUUUGGUUACAAUUUAAACAAUAUGAUGUUAAUCAAUUUAAGAUCAGAAUAUAGUUCAAUUUCUUUGACUACAAGAUUAUUAAAAUUAUUUGUUAGUUCUUUAGGUCCGGCAUUAAAAGAUUGGCAAGAUAAUGAUAAACAAAAAUUGAAAAAUUUAAUCACAUCAUUAAGUUAUGGAAUUGGUCUUGCAACAUUAGAUGAUACAAUUGAAGUUUAUAAAUAUUUAUUAGCUUUAUUCCAAGAAUUGAUUAUAUUCGAUCAAAAUUUAAUAGAAGGUGAAAUCAACUUUUUCACUAGAUUGUUAAAUUUGAUAAUAUCUAAAAAUUUAAAAGUAUCGAUAGCAACUGUAUCACCAACAUUUUUAAACAUUGAUGCUAUAUUUCCAUUUAAUUCAAGUUUCGAUUUAUAUUCAGCUGCUUAUGAAUGUUAUUAUGAAUUGAUUAAAAUAUUUGGUGUUGAUAUUUUGUCAAAUGAAACAGCUAAUUUAUUAUGGGUUUCAAUGAAUAUUCAACCUUGUGAUACUUUAAAAAGUUUUAUUAGAUUAUGGUUAGAAUCAAGUUUAGAUAAAAAUUGGUUUACAAUUUUAAAUUCGUUAUUUAAAGUUAGUUCAAAAAAAUUAACUGGUAAAUUUAUUGAAACAAAUUAUAGUAAUAAAUUAUUACCACUAUCUCAAAGAGGUAAAAAGAAGGUUGAUGUUGAUUUAAGAGAUGAAGAGAUUGAAAAUAUAGUAGGUGAAGAAUCCGAGGAUAAAAAUGAACCAAUUUCAUGGGAAUUCAAAUUAUUCAUCUAUGAGUUAUUAAAUCAUUUAUUAGAAAUUGCAAAAAGAAAUACAAAAUUGGUUGAUAAAUUGAAAAGUAAAAUUCAAGAUAUUGUUAAAUUAUCGUUUCUUGGUUCAACUUCAAGAAUUACUGAAAUUAAAUUACAAGGUAUUGAAUUAUUAGAUAGAGCUUUAGGAUUAUUUGGCGAACUAGCUGAUCCUUUAUAUCCAACAGUUUCAAUAUUAGAACAACAACAAGCUCAAAUUAUAAGUGCAUUAGUUCCAUGUUUUACACCAGGUAAUGAUUAUAAAGUCAUUGUUGAAGCUAUUCACGUUGCUUCUAAAUUUAUAAAUUUACCAAAGAUCAAGUUUUAUUCAAAACAAAGAAUAUUGAAAACAUUAAUUUAUUUACUAGAAGAAAUUUCAUCAAAUAAAUUUUUGAAAUUUGGAUUUUUAGAAAAUAUGUCAGAAUUUGGUAAGAAAUCAAUUCAACUUUCAAUUUCAAACUGUUGGGCAAUUCUUAAGAUUGAAUCAAUUAAUACUGAAGUAGAACCUGAAUUUAAUCAAAUUCUUGACAAAUAUUCAACUUUAUUAAAUUCAUUAUGGAUUUUAGCAUUGAGAGAAUAUUCAGCAUUGAAAUACAGGGAGUCAUCAAGUAGAGAAUUACAAAUGUAUCAAAAUUGCUUCCUAAAUUUUAUUACUAUAUUAACUUUAGAAUUGGAAAUUAAUCGUAAAGAUAUCGAACAACAUUUAGGUGGAGAUGCACAGAAUUUCUUUUUCAUUUUAUUUAGUCAAUGUGUUGAAUCAUUAAUCAAGAAUAAAGAUACUGCUGAAAUACUUGUUACUGUUAAUAGAUUAGUACAAAAUCCAGAUUUGGUUGAAUUAUUAUUUAAUGAUCAAAUAUUUGGUGAAAUUAUAGAUUUAUUCGAUAGAUUGAUCUUAAUCGAUGAUAAUACUGAAAUUCAAUGUAAUUUAAUUACAAUAACAACAACCAUUUAUAAAACUUUUCUUGAAAAUAAUAAAGAAAAUUUAGAAAAAGGAUUUGACAAAUUAUUUGAAUUAAUUAGAGUUGUAAUGUUACCAUUAUUUAAAUUAUUACCAUUUUUAAAAUCUGAUUUUGAUCCACACAAUGCAAAUAAUAAAUUAUUAAUCGCAAGAGCUGAUAGCGCAUCAAAUUUAUUAGUAUUGAAAAAAGUUUUUGAAAAUUUGAUACCUUUGAUUUACGAACUCCCGGAUUUAGUUAAAUCCGAUGUUUAUUCAGUUAUACUAUAUAUUUUUGCAAGAAUCUAUCAGACCAAAACUGAAUUAUUAAUAUCUGUUAUAAUUCCAUAUUUGAAGAAUAUUAUUAUUGAAUCAAAGAAAUUUGGAUUAAUUGAAUUAUUUUAUGGAAAUGUAAAAGAAACAUUUACAAUUGAUUCUGAAAAACAUUAUACUGUUAUUACAACAUUGAUAUUACUUACAAAUGGUGAUAUACAACUUGACGAAAAAGAUUCCAUAAUGUUGUCUGAAGCUUUGAUAAACUUACUUGAAAACUCAAAUACUGCUGCAACUGGUAUACAAUGUGUGAAAUCAUUAAUUCAAUAUUCAAAGAAUAAUUAUGUCAUAAAGAGUCUAAUAUCAAUUUUGGUCAGGCACGCAAUUGGAUCUGAAAAUAAAUAUUCAAUAGAUUUGAAAGUUUCAACAGAAAUUUUAAUGUUAUUUACAAAAACUAUAAAUGAAGAAAAUAAAUUAACUGCAUUGUAUUCAAUCUUGAUACCGUUAUUAGUUAAAUCAGAUUUAGAUCAAGUUUAUUUACAAGAUAAAUUAAUCUUUCUAAUUAAACAUAAUUCAGAAUGUUUUAAAAAAGUUGCAAAUAAGAAACUAACAGAUUCACAGAGGAAGAAUACCGAAGAAAUAGUACGAUUGGAUACUAAGAAAAACGGUACAAGUCAUGAUGAACAUGAUAAAGAAUCAGAGAUACAAUUAAAAACAUUUGGUGUAUAG